UCGCCCCACCAGGAGGGAAGAAGAAACGAGAGAUAGUAUCAUGACAAACAGGUGGAGGUGAGGUUAGACGGGUUGGAGUGAUAAGCAUCAAGAGAAGAGAAAUAAUUAACAAGCAACGUACCAACCUCCAGUCAUGUCUUUGUCCAAGCCAGAGGAGCAGCUAGCCUACGAGCUCAGCUGCCCUAUCUGCCUUCAGCUCUUCUCCGAUCCGAUGGUUCUCCCCUGUGGUCACAACUACUGUUUAGACUGUAUCUGCAAGACCGAUGACAAGAAGGAUAAAACACUUCCACGUUGCCCAGAGUGCCGCGAGGAGUAUCAGGGAGUGGAAUCCCUGCAGAAAAACUUCAAACUAUGCGGCAUCAUCGAGGGUUACCGAGCCACCGCUCCACAGCUGGAUAGGCAGUCUAAAGCGAAGGCUGAGAGGGUGGAGGUUUUCUGCAACUACUGCAUAGAUGAGCAGUCGCUGGCCAUGAAGACCUGCCUGAAGUGUGAGGUGUCGCUGUGUUCCAGGCACCUUCAGAGACACCACGAGAAGGACUCGUUCAGGGCACACACUUUGGUGGAGCCCCUGGAUGAGCUGGGGAUGAAGACCUGCACCACCCACCGGCGACCCUUUGAGUACUUUUGUUCCAACGACAUGACCUUGAUGUGCAGCACGUGCCUUAAAGAGGGUCACCACCAGAACCACGAUGUUCUCACCUUCAGUGUAGCCGAGGAAGAGAUGAGACGAGCGCUGGAGAGCCGCAGCAAGGUGGUUUCUUUCAGGCUGCAGAUAACAGAGAGUCUCCUUCAGAGGACAGCAGAGGAGCAGGGUGCCUCCGAAGCUGUUGGGGACAAACUGGUGAACAAGGCUGUCACUGUCAUGGACAGUAUGGCUGCACUCGUGGACAGGUACAGGGAGCGCAUGCGUUUGCUAUUGGAGGAGGAAAGAUACCUGCACAGAAGAAGCUGGCAGUUUGGACUGAGUGCACUCAAAGAGCAACAACAGCAGUUAGUGGAGGCCCAGCGAAGUGCAUCCCAGGCCCUCAGUGAGACAGACACUUGCGUCUUCAUACACAGGUUCAUGCUGAUUGAAGAUAAGAUGAGAGAAGUUGUCACAGGCACCCUUCCUUCCAUGAUCCCCUUAAAGGUUCCGUUCAACACCAAGCGUCUCCAGGCAGGCCUCAAAACCCAAGACUUCCGCUCAGAAAUGACCCCACUCCUGGAUUCCCUCCAUAUUCUCCUGAACCCCCUGGACCUCACCUUCAACCUCUGCACUGCCCACCCCAGCCUGAUGGUCUCCAAUGAUCUGCGCUCAGUCAAGUAUAGCCCCACCAAGCUGCCAUAUUCAGAGCACCCAGAGCGUUUUACAAGCGCACCCCAGGUUCUGUGCAGCCAGGGGUUCUCGAGUGGUGAGCACAUGUGGGUGGUAGAAGUGGGGGCCAACAGCAUGUGGUCGCUGGGCGUGUGUUACAAGAGCAUCCUUCGCCGUGGUGACCACAGUCGCUUAGGACACAACUCUGUUUCCUGGCGGCUGCAAUGGAAAAACGGCAAGCUGACAGUGUGCCAGUCCUCCUGCAACGUGGCUCUGGGGGAAAUGACCAAUCAUCCACUGAGGAUUGAGGUAGCGCUGGACUAUGAGGCGGGGACAUUAAUGUUCCACAGCACCAAAGGGCACAGGGAGCACCUUCACACCUUCAGGGCUGUGUUUAGGGAGCCGGUUUACCCAGCGUUCAGUAUCCAUUCAAACACACAAGAGUCCUGGAUCACGCUGCAGUGUGGGAUGUGAACACAUCUUCUAUUGUUUUACAUUCCUAACAUUGAUUUGGGUGUUUAAAUUGGCCUCCAACUCAUUGUACUUUUGUAUAAACUGCAAAACAAUUUUAAAGUGCAAAUUAGUUAGGAAUUGUGCCAAAAUGGUGCAUUUGUGUAAUUGUAGUGGAACAAAUUACUUCCCCACUGCUUUAUAAUGCCAUUCUUUUAUACAAAACCCUGACCGCUUUACGGAACUGUAGCAUUUUAAUCACGGGAUAAUUUGUUUACAAAAUGUCUUUUUAAUUUUUUUUUUCGUGAAUAGGGUGAUUUUUGUGGAGUAUAUCGAUGAAUUGGAAUUGUGGGAUUUUUCUUUGUCAUUUGUUUCCAUUUGUCUGUUUAUUGAAAGUUAAUUUUGUGUGUUUUAUUUUUAUGUUCUUUAUUUCCAGUAAACAUUGUGUGUCAACACUGACCAUAUUUGUGUUUAUGCUACAAAUAAACUCUGGUAAUAAUG
Messenger RNA from Cottoperca gobio, 2245 nucleotides. RefSeq names its product E3 ubiquitin/ISG15 ligase TRIM25. The record is from RefSeq and is a predicted model, not a curated record. NCBI's taxonomy places the organism in Eukaryota, Metazoa, Chordata, Actinopteri, Perciformes, Bovichtidae. Gene Ontology annotation, molecular function: zinc ion binding; protein binding.